AUGGCCUACGAUCCAGACGAUUUCGAAAAUAACAACCCCUUUGCCGAGCCAGAGGAGCACAUCACACCUGUCAAUGUGGGCACCAUCAACAAUCAUGCUUCAGACUCUCAAUCGUUAGAUCUGGAAAAUGUUGAUCACGAUAUUUCGGUGAGUUUUCUGCAAGAGCAAGGGCAGGUGGAGCAUGAAAGCAAAGGUCAAAUUAAAAGGACGGAAAGUGGUAGAUUGGUGGAGGAGGAUCUUCGAAAACUUCUACCUGAGAGAUUCACAAGAAAGUAUCUGAUGAGAAUACAUCUAAGAGAUAUCGAGGAUAAUAAGCCAAACAAUCCAAUUCUUCGUUUUGAUGCUUACGUGAGAGGUUUACCAAAGUUUAGGGAUCAAGUAUACAAGGAUAUACGUCGAACAUACAACGAAGUGCGCAAGUUCAAUGAAUACUUGAUAGUGUCUAAUCUUGAAGUGUUCGUUCCAGUUAUACCAAGUCUGGUCACUUCAUAUCCCUCUGGUGGUGAAGACGAAAAGAAGCAGCUUAUGUACAACUGGUCGGAAUGGUUCAACAGAAUUGCUCUGAACCCAAUUUUGAUACGAGACGAAGAGUUCGUAUACUUCAUCGAAAGUGAUUUCGGGUACUCAGUCAUAAAUACAGAACGCAAACAGCUGGUCGCCACUGGGCUUAUGCGUAAGACUAUGAAACAAUUAAACAACCCUUAUGACCCUUAUCAAGAGCUCGCCACGUUUAGACCCAUGAUCAAGUCAGCAUACUUGCUUUGUCAGAGAUUAAACAAAACUAUGGAGAAACAUCAAAAGCUCGAGAAGCAGCUUCUGGCAAGUAUGAGUGAAUUGGGCACUAAACUAAAGGGACUUUCUCAAUUCGAGACCGUUCAUCCAGGUAUGAGAAACUUAUGGGAGAAAGUCGCAAAAGUCACCCAGUAUCAAGCUGAUUUACUUCUCCUAAAGCUGAUAAUGGAUAUGGGUGUUCUUGGCGAUGGUGCAAAAGCUUUUAGUGCUGACUUCUAUGAGAUUAAGGAAGCGCUCACGAACCGUUAUCUUAUAAUGAGAGAGCUUAGUCAAGCUGAGGCUCAAACAAAGGCGAAGCACUCUCAAGCGUCCAAGAUCAAGAAUAAAGCCUCCUUGGAUCCUAUACGUGCAGAAGAAGCGCUAAAGGUGCUUGAAUAUGCUCAAAAAGCUGAGGAAAGCCUACAUAUGCAAGUGAAGCGGAUAUCAGGAGAGAUGAUGUUUGAAAGAAAGGAGGUGAUCGACUUCACGGAGAAGAAAAUGAAAAAACUUCUUAAGCAGUUCACUCUCAACCGUGUUGACCAGCAUCGUAAACUUUUGAACAAUUUGGAGACUAUCCGACUUGACGUGAGAAUUAUAGAUGAAAAUGGAGGACUCUCACGUCUCAACAGGGAGCAUCUCAACCAGAUGAAGCACAACCUAGCCCAAUCACAGGCAGCGAACGAGGAUUUGUGGUCAUCAAGACUGUUCAGGAGUCUAACCAAAGAGCAGCUUGAAAGAGAGGAAGCAAUAAGGAAUAAAGGAGACUUGGAUGUUGGAUCUCUAGAUGCGAAAAAAGCAGCGUCUUUACUUGGAACCGCAACAUUUUGA
Molecule: messenger RNA, 1599 nt
Organism: Candidozyma auris
Lineage: Eukaryota; Fungi; Ascomycota; Pichiomycetes; Serinales; Metschnikowiaceae
Gene: VPS17
Product: retromer subunit VPS17
Exons: 1
Coding region: 1-1599 (532 amino acids)
Biological process (GO): intracellular protein transport; retrograde transport, endosome to Golgi
Cellular component (GO): retromer complex; retromer, tubulation complex; endosome
Molecular function (GO): phosphatidylinositol-3-phosphate binding
Source: RefSeq, a predicted model, not a curated record